Argiope bruennichi is the source of this 3063-nucleotide messenger RNA. RefSeq lists its product as uncharacterized. Lineage: Eukaryota; Metazoa; Arthropoda; Arachnida; Araneae; Araneidae. The transcript has a single exon. The record is from RefSeq and is a predicted model, not a curated record. Gene Ontology annotation, biological process: telomere maintenance; DNA repair. Bases 17 to 2854 code for a protein of 945 amino acids. Gene Ontology annotation, molecular function: DNA helicase activity.
UCCCACACGUUGCUGGAUGUAUUCGGUUGAGUGGCAAAAGCGAAGAUUACCUCAUGCACACAUUUUGGUUUGGUUCAUCGACAAAAUCCGUCCUGAAGAAAUCGAUAGUAUCAUUUCUGCGGAAAUUCCAGAUCCAUCCACUGACCAACUGCUGUUUGAUAUUGUUACAACAAACAUGAUUCAUGGUCCAUGUGGUACUCUUAAUAGUUCAUCGCCUUGCAUGGCUGAUGGAAAAUGUACUAAAAAUUUCCCUAAAGAUUUUACCAAUGAUACGGUCACAAAUGUCGACGGAUACCCAAUAUAUCGUCGAAGAAAUCCUGAAAAUGGCGGACAGUCAUUUAUUAAAAAUAUCAUCAACACAGACAUUGAUAUUGACAAUCGUUGGGUGGUGCCAUAUUCGCCUCUGCUGAGCAAGACAUAUAAUGCUCAUAUUAAUGUUGAGUUCUGCAGUUCUGUGAAGAGCAUCAAAUACAUUUGCAAGUAUGUCCAUAAAGGCAGUGAUAUGGCUGUGUUUAGAGUGGAAAAUACUAAUGUGAAUGCUCCUCCAGUGAAUAAAAACGAUGAAAUAACGCUCUACCAAAUUGGUCGGUACAUCAGCUCCAAUGAAGCUGCUUGGCGUAUCUUUGGUUUUCCAAUUCAUGAACGGGAUCCAGCAGUUGUUCAGUUAGCCAUCCAUCUUGAAAACGGUCAGCGUGUAUUUUUCACGAACGAGACAGCGAUUGAUCGUGCAAUAAAUCCACCUAAAACUACACUCACUGCAUUUUUUGAAUUGUGUAAUCGUGCGGAUGAUUUCGGUGCCUUUGCACGAACAUUACUCUAUUCACAAGUACCACGCUAUUUCACAUGGACUCAAACAAAAACAUGGAUGCCCCGCAAGCAAGGCUCACCAGUUGCUGCAUGUCUCAAUUUAUUUAAAUCAAACGCCUUGGGGCGAUUAUUUACAGUCAAUCCAAGACACACGGAGUGCUUUUAUCUUCGACUGUUGUUGGUUAAUGUUACUGGCCCAUUAUCAUUUCAAGAUAUACGUAAAGUGAAUGGGCAACAAUAUCCAACGUAUAAAGAUGCAUGCCUUGCACUCGGCUUGCUGGAAGACGACAACCAGUGGGAAUGCAUGCUUGCUGAAGCUGCAUUGAACUGUACAGCAAUACAAAUUCGUCUACUAUUCGCUAUAGUGUUGACUACAUGUUUCCCAGCCCGAGCACAGAUAUUAUGGGAAAAUCACAAAGAUUCAAUGACUGAUGAUAUAUUGCAUCAACAUCGUAUACGGUGCCACGAUCUAACUAUAACAUUCAGCGACGAAAUGUACAAUGAAGCAUUGAUUGCUAUUGAGGAUCUUUGCAUUGUCAUUGCCAACUUACCACUUAGUAAUUUCGGUAUGAAUUCGCCAAAUCGAACUGCAUCUGAUUUAAUGAAUACUGAAAUGAAUCGUGAACUGCAGUACAGUACUGUAGAAAUGGCAGCGAUUGUUGCCCGCAAUGUCCCACUAAUGAAUGAGGAACAAAGAACCAUUUAUGAUCGCAUUAUGCUCGCAGUUUCAGCUGGACAAGGUGGGUUCUUCUUUUUGGAUGCACCGGGUGGAACUGGCAAAACAUUCGUUAUUUCGCUAAUUCUUGCUGAAAUACGAUCAAAUAAUGGCAUCGCAUUGGCCGUUGCAUCAUCGGGCAUUGCAGCAACUUUAUUGGAUGGAGGUAGAACAGCUCAUUCAGUAUUUAAGCUGCCACUAAAUAUUCAGAAUAACCCUGACGCAGUAUGCAACAUUAAGAAACAAUCGUCCAUGGCCACUGUGCUGAAACGGUGUAAAAUUAUUAUUUGGGAUGAAUGUACUAUGGCACACAAACAUUCACUUGAGGCGUUGAACAGGACAUUGAAAGAUAUUAAAAACAGUGACAAACUAUUUGGCGGAACUCUGUUGGUCCUUUCAGGUGAUUUCAGACAAAUACUUCCAGUCAUUCCACGUUCAACAUACGCUGAUGAGAUCAACGCUUGCUUAAAAUCAUCUCCAUUGUGGCGUAAUGUUGAAAAAUUACAGCUAAAAAUAAAUAUGCGCGUUCAAAUGCUUCAAGAUCCAUCCGCUGAAACAUUUUCAAAACAACUCUUAGAUAUCGGUGAUGGAAAAGUUGCUAUAGAUGAAACUGGAUACGUAAAAUUACCGACCGAUUUCUGCACAAUCGCUGAUUCGCAAGAUACUCUCAUUGAACAAAUAUUUCCCGAUGUACACACACAGUACAUAAAUCAUGAGUGGCUUGCAGAAAGAGCGAUUUUAGCGGCAAAAAAUGUAGACGUUGACAAUUUAAAUCUGAAGAUACAAAUGUUGUUGCCAGGGAACUUGGUAUCAUAUAAAUCUAUUGAUACAGUUUGCGACGACAGCGAAGCAGUAAAUUUUCCCACAGAGUUUUUGAACUCACUGGAUUUGCCAGGCAUGCCACCGCAUAAUUUACAAUUAAAGGUUGGAUCUCCAAUUAUCUUGCUUCGUAAUUUGAACCCGCCCCGGCUGUGCAACGGUACGCGAUUAGUCAUUCAAAAAUUAAUGAAAAACGUGAUCGAAGCCAGGAUUUUAAAUGGCAAGUUCAGAGGUGAAAAUAUACUCAUACCACGGAUUCCUAUUAUACCUACAGAUGUGCCAAUUCAAUUCAAACGUAUUCAGUUUCCGAUUAGAUUGGCAUUUGCAAUGACUAUCAACAAAUCCCAAAGUCAAACGAUGUUUGUUUGUGGAUUAGAUUUGAGAACACCAUGUUUUUCACACGGACAAUUAUACGUGGCAUGCUCUCGAGUGGGUAAACCAUCCAGUUUGUUUGUGUUAGCUAAAGAUGGACUAACAAAAAAUAUUGUUCACGCUAUAGCAUUAAGAGAUUGAUAUUGUUUAAUAGUGUUACUGUCGUAAUUGUUUAAUUAAUGAUAUAUAAUUUUAAGGAAUAAAUUAUAAUAACUUAAAAAUAAUGUUUGCCUUUUGUUAUUUUUAUAUUCCCUCAUCGUUCACAGCGCUCCAUGCUUAUUUCACGCAUAUACCACAUUCUUACAUACAUACAAUAUACACAUUCUAACAUACAUACAUACUUACAAUAA